Messenger RNA from Penicillium angulare, 657 nucleotides. RefSeq lists its product as uncharacterized. The transcript has a single exon. The record is from RefSeq and is a predicted model, not a curated record. NCBI's taxonomy places the organism in Eukaryota, Fungi, Ascomycota, Eurotiomycetes, Eurotiales, Aspergillaceae. The coding region runs from base 1 to 657 and encodes 218 amino acids.
AUGGAAAGUGACUAUUCUAUCAUCUCCAACGACCGAGGAACCUUGGAUCCGACGGUUACACUGACUAAUCAUAUUGUCGCGCUACAAAUAUCUCUUGAGACGCAGGAGCAGGAUAGCCCAGUAACUUGGAAAGAGACGUAUGGGCCAACCCACGGAGACAAUGGCGGAGCUAAUGGCGUGUCACGGACCAUUACUGGCUCUCAAUUCUCACUUCACCCGACGUCUCAGAUAGUCACGAUAAUCACGAUUGAGACCGAACGUUCAUCUCUGACAAUAACAAUCGGCUCAAGUGGUCAACAUAUGGCGACAGCGAGUGAGACCCAUGAAUUACUACCUUCCACUACAACCAAUGGCCCGAAUCCACCUUCUUUUCCCACAACGUCUUCUUUAUGGGGCUCCAACGAUUACACUGCGCUAGACGGCAGCGGACUAUCGCGAAGCAUCUCAAAGCAAAGCCUAGGCGCAGUACUUGGAACUGUAUCCGGAGCAGGGAUCAUUGCCGUCUGCAUCGUGAUCAUGCACCGCCUGUGUUACCCCAGCAUUCGAAACAAAAGGUCAGAAAAGUCUGACAGGCUAAACGCACAGAUGAGCGACCGCCAAAAUACACUUUCUGGGCCAAUGGUCGAAAUAUCUCGCUUCUCUGAGGAUUCUCGAUGA